Paramuricea clavata is the source of this 2015-nucleotide messenger RNA. Lineage: Eukaryota; Metazoa; Cnidaria; Anthozoa; Malacalcyonacea; Plexauridae. The record is from the annotation of a GenBank genome assembly.
CUGUUGGUUUUUCUCUUUGGUUUUGCCUACAGCCGCCCGAGUGCAAGUAUGUAUUAUCGUUAAUAGAUUUUUACUCUUUUAGGUAAUGUUUUCCCUUUGUUAAAUCAUUGGACCUAUUGGCUAUUGAUAUGGAACAUUCUCUGUUUUUGUUGUUUAGAAUCAAAAUUAUUUCGAUUAACUGUUAGUUGUCAAAGUAAAGUUUCGUUAAUGUUCCAUAAUGUCCUCAUAAUUCCCCGAGCCGACGGCGUGAAGCGCCGUGCGAGGGUACUAAUUCCCCCUGGCUAUAUACACCCGAGUCUAAAGUUCAUCAAUUAUCGCGGGCGUGGGUCACCAACGGUGUUCGAGUGUUGGGUGUGUGGUCAUCCUCACUGAUCUCAAAAAUAUGGCGGACUGUCAUGAAUAGCGGACACUGAUUGGUCCAAUUUAAAGUUUGCAUUAUAACGACUGCAUGACGACAGCGAAAUAGCAAACAUUUCUUCAUUAAUUUUUUUGAUUUGAUGAUUGUAUUUAUUGAUAAAUUCCUUGCAAAUAUAUUUCAUUUUUGCUCGCAUUUUGGCAAGAUUUUGUAAAUUUCAAAAGGUUUCUCAGAAAGAAAGGGCGAAAGAAUCGGCUAAAAGAAUUGGAGCCGACGUUAACGAAGGUAAGUUUGUUUUAAAUAUUGAUUUUAUGAAUUUUUUAAAUAAAAAAGAAAACAAAGUCAUUUCCGAGCGAGAAUUUGAAAUCAUUUUAUUGCAAGCUCAAAGUUUAUCGAUAAAGCCAUUUAAUUAAAGGCAGUUUGGUUUUAUAAAGAAGCGUUUGUGGUUGAAUUUUACUUAUAUUACGUAUAAUAACAUACCUAACAUAUAUAUGUUGGGAAAUUGAUAAUUUUGUAUUUAAAAGUGAUAUUUUUAGGCGAUUUUUCAAUUUUCAUUUGUAAGAAUAUUCUUAAAAAUUAUCGUGUUACCAUGACAACUACUUUAGAUACUUCAUGUUCGGAAAAUACAAUGGUUUUGUCAGCAAGGCGAGGGUUUCUGCAUGCAUAUGUAUUUUCUAGUUAGGAAGUAGAGUAAAGUAAGUAUUUACACAAUCGUUUCCUGUUUUUGAGUAUUGACAGGCUAUAAAUAUGGAUUUGUAAUGCAUCUAAUGCUUCUACGUAUACAGUUGCAACAGUUUUGAAAGGUCAAAGUAUAAGUAAUUAACGAACAGAGCCUUUUUUGCAGGGAGUAGGGACCGGAGGGGGACAGGGAGCACGCCCUCCCCCCAAUUUUUUCAAAGAGACAAAAGUGCACCUUUUGUUAUGAGAAGUGCAAUUUUUGUGGAAGGCAAUGUCGGUAUUAUGAAUAAUCACCUACGUAUUUAAAAAGUUUGGGCUGCACAAACUUUUUUUAGGUUGUCAAAAUAAUUGAAUAUACUAAGAAAAAUCAUGUUUUGGAAUAAAAUUGGGGGUCACCGAUGUCGUUUACGAGUUAAAUUACUUUAAAGCCAAAAUAUCCGCCAUCUUGAAACGUCAUUGUUGCCAUAACAACGGCAGUGCGUCACUUUUGUGCAAAAAUUCAAACUCUUUAGAUCUUGUUUUAUAUAAGUUUGUAUAUCAACAAGUAAUAAUUGCCCAAAAAUACGCAUCUAAAUCGGGAAUUUUCCAUUUUUUUAAAAACUGUAUUGAUCGAGCCCCCUUAAUGCUCCCUAUACGCCCCGGCUUUUUGGAGCAGCGUUAGCAGGUAAGUUAUGUUGCUGAUUCGUUCCCACAAUUGUCAAUCAUCUCCGCAAAUCUUGCGUUAGGGGCUUAGGGCUGCCAAUACGAAACGCACAAACAGAGCUGGUUGAUCGGGUCUCAAGAAUCAUUUUGCAAUUUGCGUCUCUAUAACAAGAAAUGUGGAAUUCAAUUUAAUUUAUUCCCUAGAUAAUGAAAUGUACUUUGAGGCGGAGGGGACUGCAUUAGGAGAUGGAAAAAAGUGCAUAGAAAUGAUGGACUUUUGUAAAACAGAUGAUGACAAAUGCUGUAACGACAACCUUCGUUGUUUGCCUUACGGGGGUGA